This is a messenger RNA of Acaulospora colombiana, 570 nucleotides long. Lineage: Eukaryota; Fungi; Glomeromycota; Glomeromycetes; Diversisporales; Acaulosporaceae. The record is from the annotation of a GenBank genome assembly.
CUCUUUGCCAGAUGGACAUUCCAAUCGCUCCAGACCCUCUAUAUAUUCACACAUCUCGAGGAGUACACCUUGCAACCCAACUGGUUACCCGGUUUCCUUUUGAGACAUCAGAAGAGUUUGUUGGAACUUGGCAUAUCCUUCUACCCGAGAUAUGAUAAUAAUCUGGAAACAGCUUCUCUUGGGGUCUCCAUCCUGAAUUUCUUCCAUCACUGUCCAAACCUAAUCAAAGUAGGAUUGAAUAUCCAAGUUUUCGAGUGGAUGCAAGUGGCUGGGACGUGGAAGUCAAGGAAAUGGCCAAGGCCACCAGUCGUUAUCCUCCUUGGACUCUACCCUGGCACGGGACUUCCUUCGGAAGACUUGGAAAGAUUAGUACCAAUCAAGGAUAAAUGGGGUACGAAAAAGAUUGUAGUCUCUAUGGGGUGGGCUGAACUUGGAGUCAAGAGAGCGUCGACGAGCCGAUGGAAGGCUUUAUUCUCUCAGCCACAGAAUGAUUUGCUUAGGAUAUCAAACUCUAUUGGGAUACCUAUUCUUGAUCAGUAUGGUACUUCCCUACAAGAAUUCCUAGAGUAA